AUGUACUUUCCUACCUUUCAACUGCUGGGUCUCAUGGGUGUCCAGGCUGUACUUGGCCACCCCGUAUCUGCAUCUGAGAAACGGAAGCCUGAUGGUUUCUGGCGAGAAGGUGGCGCCGACCUUUUCGGGGAGCUGAAUUUAAAUGAACUGACAAUUGGUGAAAACGUGGGGGGUGGCAAAGACGGAAACGCAUUCAAGGCGACCGUGAUCGCCCCCGGAUGGGAUCAGAGCGUCACGUGGAUAUUGAAGAAGGAUUAUUCCAACAAGCAGCACAUCUUGAAAGAGAAGGAAGCCUAUGAAGCUAUCGACGGCAAGGAUGUAGGACCAAAGUUUGGAGCGCUUGUCUAUGAUGAUUGCGGUGUUGAUGAAGAAGGCAUUCUGAUCGAGUUCAUCGAGUCGCGCUUCGCAGACCCCAACAACAAGGACGAUGCGAAGAAGGCAUUGGAGUCUGUCAAGAGGAUGCAUGAUGCCGGCUGGAUCCACGGUGAUCUGACCUCUGUCCGCAACAUUGUGAUCAGGACAUCGGACAACAAAGCCGUUCUUCUCGAUUUCGCUCUGGCGAGGAAGAUCAAGAGCGCCCAAGACAGCCGAGAGGACUUUCAAGACCUCGCAUUGGCUUUUGCGGGAGUGAGAUUUGAUGAUGACGGGACGACAUGGAAAGUUAGAGAGUAG
Messenger RNA from Colletotrichum aenigma, 672 nucleotides. RefSeq lists its product as uncharacterized. Lineage: Eukaryota; Fungi; Ascomycota; Sordariomycetes; Glomerellales; Glomerellaceae. The record is from RefSeq and is a predicted model, not a curated record. Gene Ontology annotation, molecular function: ATP binding; protein kinase activity. The transcript has 2 exons. Gene Ontology annotation, biological process: protein phosphorylation. The coding region runs from base 1 to 672 and encodes 223 amino acids.